CAACGUUUCCUUCGCACUUGUGUACCACAAGCUAUGAAGUUUUGUUUUGCUUGUAGAAUAGUUAGAUAGUGGAGUAAAAGCAUUAUGUCAACUCGAAAAUUAAAGAAAGAGUUGAGCGAUAAUGUCGGCGACAAGAACUGCGAGCUGCACGGGAGCCAGCCUGCUCAUAUUCGCAUUCAUCGGAACUCUUUUAUUCGAAGCAAUAACCACAACAGAAGCGGCGCCUCGCCCCAGGUAUUAUUCAACUGGAUACUAUUCACCAUUGUCGCUAGAAAAUCCAAAUCCAGAAUACCUGCUCCAGACCAUCGCCAGACUGAGACAAGCACUGAUCAACGAUGACGACUUAGAAAACAUGCUAUCUAAGAGAACGCUAAGGGAUGAUUACUUUUUGGACGAGCUGAACUACCCCAUGCUCCUCGAUAAUCACGAAAAGCAGGCAAAGAAGAAAAAUGAGGUGGAUUUUGGAGUCAACAGAGGACAUAGUGGAGAAAAGGAACAUAUGUUCAGGAUGACUAACAAUCUGGCAAAAUAUGUUGGAUAA
Molecule: messenger RNA, 541 nt
Organism: Acanthoscelides obtectus
Lineage: Eukaryota; Metazoa; Arthropoda; Insecta; Coleoptera; Chrysomelidae
Source: the annotation of a GenBank genome assembly